UAUAUGCAAAAUAAAACAUGAUCUUAUAAAUAUGAUGUACUUCUGUUUAUAAAGUAGUUAAAAUUAGCUCUGCAUAAGUAGGCUAAUAGUAAUCCAAUGAUAUCAUAUUAUAAUGACAGGGGCCAUUCUGCCUCUGAAAUGAGUACUUUUACUUUUGAUAGUUUAUAAUACUUCUGCACAAAAUUAUGAAUACAGGACUUAUACUUGUAAUGGGGUGUUAUUUACAUUAAAUUACUUUUACUUAAGUAAAGGAUCUGAAUACUUCUUCCACCACUGUUUCCGUAAAAGAUCUCAGUACAUCUUCCACCACUAUUUCACCAUACUCACCUACGAAUUUUUACAUUUUGAAAAAGUUUCUACACAUUUCAUUAGAGAUCAGACUGGAUUUAUUUAUUAUGAAUUAUAAUGCAAAUCCAAAAUGUUCCCUAAAAAUAGUCUGUAUCACUGACAAAAGACAGCUACCAAAAAAAAAAAAAGUCCCUUUGAGGUAAAUACUGCGCAUGCGCGCUGCAUCUCCCCACUCCCUCUCCUCUUGUCGCCUUGGUAACGGAAAAGGGGGGCUCAAGGCCAGAGGGAAGGAGAGGAGAGGUACCCAGACCAAUCACAUGAUCGCUCCUCAUCUUAUUAUCUCUGAGUUUGGAUAUAAAUCGCUUGUUCUUGGGCCCAGAGCGACUUAUAGAUUACUCAGUCGACAAAACGCCUGUGUUCUCCUCGCGCAGAUUUGCAGGUCAAUUGAACGGGAAUCGACAUGUCAGACGUAGUUCCUCCUGAAGUGAGACCCAAACCGGCUGUCCCUGCCAAGCCCCCAAAUGUGGCGGCUCCUUCGCCCUCCAGCCCUUUCCCGCCCCAAGGCCUAGGCGUCGGAGGAGGAGGCAGCCUUUCUGCUCCUCCUCCAAGUGCCAUUCCAGUCCCCAUCGGGAGUCACGGCCUGGGGCAUGUUGGCAGUGUGGGUCAUAGUGUGGGCUAUGUUGCAGGCCAUAGUGGGGGUCACACUGCGGCACACAAUGGAGGUCAUAGUCAUGGCGGCUCCCACAACUCCAGCGGUGGAUCCACUUUGCUGGGGUACAUUGGUAUCGACACUAUCAUUGAGCAGAUGAGGAAGAAGACCAUGAAGACAGGCUUUGACUUUAAUAUCAUGGCUGUGGGUCACAGCGGUCUCGGAAAGUCAACUCUGGUGAACACCCUAUUCAAGUCCCAGGUGAGCAGGAAGAGCGCAGGGUGGGGCCGUGAUGAGAAGAUCCCCAAAACUGUAGAGAUCAAAGCAGUGUCUCAUGUCCUUGAGGAAGGUGGUGUGAAGAUGAAGUUGACAGUCGUCGACACUCCAGGCUUUGGAGACCAAAUCAAUAAUGACAACUGCUGGGAGCCCAUUUCCAAGUACAUUAAUGAGCAGUAUGAGAAGUUCCUAAAGGAGGAGGUCAACAUCACCAGAAAGAAGCGCAUCCCUGACACCAGGGUGCACUGCUGUCUCUAUUUCAUCACCCCAACAGGACACUCUCUUCGGCAGCUAGACAUUGAGUUCAUGAAGCGCUUGAGUCACUCAGUCAACAUUAUUCCUGUCAUUGCAAAGGCAGACACGAUGACCAUUGAGGAGAGACAGGAGUUCAAACAGCGGGUAAGGAAGGAGCUGGAGAUGAGCGGGAUUGAGUUUUACCCACAGAAGGAGUUUGAUGAAGACAUGGAGGAUAAAAGCGACAAUGACAAAAUCAGAGAGGCGAUGCCCUUUGCUGUGGUGGGCAGCGACAAAGAAUAUCAAGUGAAUGGCAAACGAGUUCUGGGGAGGAAGACAGCGUGGGGAAUUGUAGAAGUUGAAAAUCCCAACCAUUGUGAGUUUGCUCAGCUGAGAGAUUUCCUGAUCAGGUCUCACCUCCAGGAUUUGAAGGAGGUCACUCAUAACAUUCACUACGAAACCUAUCGUGCCAAGAGACUGAACGAAAAUGGAGGUCUGCACCCCAUAUCCUGCAAUGACACCCAAGAAAGCAACCUGUAGUCAGUCAGUCAGUCAGUUGGGAUUUGUUCAGACAGAAUGAGAGUAAAAAACAAUGCAAUGAAGCUGAUAGAUGAAUCUACAGAAUACUAUAAUCCACCACAGCAUCUCUGCAUGCCUGGAAAACAUUUAAAUCUGUUAAAAAAAUUGGUGUCAUUUAAUCAUAUAAUUUUUUUCUGAUUCCAAACUCCACCAUCGUCUUCUACACUUCCUUCCCCACAAACAUAUCAAACCCCUCUAGUUUCCUUUCAAAGUCAUUCCUGUGAAUAUUUGGAGGGCAGGACACCCAGAGACUUAGUGCCAUUAUGAAAUGUUUUAUCUACUGCCAAUGCCUUGUCAUUGAUCAUCGUCCGGGUAGUACAAGCUUAGAAAGUGUCACGUUACUAUGUGUGAAAGAGGCAGAUUUUAGUUUUAGUGCUGUGUAGCAACUGAUGUCUGAAUUCAGACAAAUUAAAUGAUUUGCUCUAAAUAUUAAAAUCAUUAUUCUUGUGUAGUAGUGAUGCGUGAGGCAGCUCUGCAGUUGACUCUGCACAAAUAGCUUUUUUAAAAUUCUCAGCAGCAACUGUUCAUUUGGAGAAAGAAUCCCUGUGGCUUUACUGUCAGGAGGGCUUAACAACCAUUACUUAAUUUAUACCCACCUUCACAAAGAAAACAAUUUGGAAUGAAAUUUCUCUAAUGUUCCCUCGUCCUAUUUAUGUUUGAUUUUCCAUUUCAAAAUAGUUUGUGCGCACAGACCUGCAUACUAAGAUGAGAGAAAGCUGCAACAUCAGCCACAUAUUAAAUGCAGUUCUGUGUGUAAUUAAUGAGUCCACAAGGUUCAUGACUGUGAAUACUGCAGAUUCUGGGAUUCCAUGAUUCACCGUAAUAGCACACACAAACCGAACACUUUGCGACGAUAAAGCUCAGCAUACUGUGUUACACCACAGUGGGUAAGAGGACAGUGGUUUUAUUAGAUAUUAAAUAUUUUUUUCCUGGAUUCAGAUUGACUUUGUGACCUAUUUUUACAGCUAAAUGGACAACAUGCGCCCAAUUUGAAUGUCAAUUUAAAAGUCUGUAGCAUGUAAUUUAACCUGUAUUACUUUACAGAAUUUAAGAGUAGCUUUACCAAUAAUGCCAUAAAACAAUCAAAUUUCUUAUACAAGCUUACUCAACUGGAGUUAUUCAUAUAUAGUGUAAAUCAGUCGUUGAGAAACCACUAAGCUUUGCUCAAGGUUUUUUUAUUUGUUUGGCAUUUUUCUCCUCAGCAGACCCACUGGCCAUUCAUGAAAAGAAUAUUUUCUGAUCCAAAAGAUAUCCGACCACUGCUGUAAUGAGUAUACCCAAUGAUAGGUGAACAGGAUUUUUUUUUUUGUUUGUUUGAUGUCUUGUGCCAUGCAAAGUAUUUGUGAACAUAACCGAACUCUGAUGUGGUGACCAAGUAUUUGUGUUAAUUCCAUUUUAAACUUUUUUGUCCUGUUCACCACUUGGUGGCAGCAGUCUGCCAUGUAUAAGCAGUGACUCACUAGAACAGGAAACAUACACUUCCCCCUCUUCUCAUUUCUCAGUUUAUACAUCCUCAAUUCCUUUCCUCGCCUCCUCUCCUCGUGUCUUAGUCCCUCCCACCUGAGAUGCGAGCAGAGGAGGCAAGGAAGAGACACAAGGAGAGAGGAAUCAAGGCAACAGGCAUUUAGCAAAAUGAGACGUCCUUGCCUCGGAGCCGUCAUUUUAAAGCAACGUAAAUUAAAUAUGACGUGUGGCACAGCUGCAUCAUCUGUCCAUUGUCAUGGGUGCCGAAAGGAUUUCCGCAAAGGAUACACCUAUGCAUCCUCGCUCAAGCCUCCUCUCUCCUCACUCUUCAAGAUGCAUUUUAGGAAGUGAGACAUGCUUCAAGAAGGCGCGCUGAGAUUGAUUUCCAGGUCACAGGCAGGAGGACGGAGGAGAGAGGAGACGAGGUGGCACAAAAUAGAGAAAUGAGAAGAACCCUUUGACCCUUUGUGUCCUCCUCAGACAUAUCGACUGCUGAGAUUUUUACACAGUUCAGGCUUAUUUCCUGAGAGUUUAGGUCCUCCACUGCUGUCAGUGAUACAGGUUUACAAGAAGCUUUAAUAGUGUUACCCCAAUGGUAUGCACUCAAAGUGUUUUGCCAAAAUCAAUUCAUUUAUUAAGUUCUAAACAUGUUUACCAAGUUUUCUUCAGGAACUCAACAUUUAUACUGUUCUGCCAUGUACUGUCUACAGUACAGCACGAAUAUGCCAAAAUUAAAAGUAAUUCAAUCUUUCAGUAUCUAUCAAUCAAAGUUGAAUCAUCAUUUUAUACAAUCAUACACGUUUGUGUGAUUUUGAUAUGAAAUUUGAUGUCUGCAACAAACUGAUAAUAGUUGUCUGUGAUUUUAGUGCAGUCAAAGGUUUCAAGCAGAAAUUUGAAACAGUGUUUAUCUGUGCAUGCUUGUCCAUAUUGCCUAUUUGCUUACAGCCAAUCAGUUCAUACAUCACUGCAACUUUACAUCAACUCAUCAACUAUUUCUGAAUGUGUGACGUGUACGUUAAAUCUAAAUCAUGAGAUAAAGUGCUGCUGUCUUAACUCCUGUAACUAAACCGAUGGCCCACCAUCCACAUAUCACUCAUCCCUUUGAAUCAGUAGAACUUCACAAUCUACAUUUAUUUAAUAACCACUUUUCUCAAAGUUGCUGUGACACAUUAAGAUAUAAUUGUUAUAAGUGUUAUAUUGAGUUAUUUAUACAUUAAUGUCUUAUUAUUGUAAUUUAUUCUUUAUUUAAUAAAAGCACAUUCCCAUGUUU
Molecule: messenger RNA, 4760 nt
Organism: Siniperca chuatsi (mandarin fish)
Lineage: Eukaryota; Metazoa; Chordata; Actinopteri; Centrarchiformes; Sinipercidae
Gene: sept3
Product: septin 3
Exons: 10
Coding region: 749-1987 (412 amino acids)
Biological process (GO): cytoskeleton-dependent cytokinesis
Cellular component (GO): cell division site; neuron projection; presynaptic cytoskeleton
Molecular function (GO): GTP binding; molecular adaptor activity; GTPase activity
Source: RefSeq, a predicted model, not a curated record